CUCACCAUUUACCUCUGAAGGAAAAGUUUCAUGCCUAUUCUUCUAUCAAUCCAAUGAAGCAUCAAAACUUGAGGUGAGGUGUGGUACGCAAUACUUGAAGUCCCACAAUAGCAGUAUAUAUGAGCCAAGUUCUAAUGCAUUCUGUCCCACCUAACAAUAAAGUUUAUUCUGUUGACCCAUCAGUGAGAAGAAAGGCCAGAGGCACCUUUAUAUCUGAAUGAUGGCAAAUUUCUGCCAAUCUUGCUCAGAAGUUCAAUUCCUAAAGACAAAACCAUUAGGUGAAAAAUACUUUAAUUGUCUAAUAUAGAUGCACCCAAAGUAAUUGUUUCUCUUGGUACUAGCAGUAAAGAUGUUUGGAAGAUGUCGAGCUACUGUGAAGAUUAUUCAAGUGGGCACAAACAAGUGGCUUCAAGGUAUAAUGUGAACAAAAGGAAAAUGUAGUUAGUUUCUAAUGUUGGCAUUAAGAAUCAUUGCCUGCUAUUGUUUUAGGAUUCUUGCCUGUCAAACUUUUAUGCCUUUGAUUUUGAUUAUCACUAAAUAAAAAUUAUUGCAGAUUGGAAACACAAGGUUGAUGUGUUAACCAUGAAAAAUAUUUUCAUAAUUUUUUAAUAGAAACUGGUAGACAAAGUAUCACCACGUUGACUAUAUCGAUGUGUCUAAACACCUACUUAUAUUUUGGGUUAGGGAGUAUAUACUGUUGUUGUAAAACAAAGUCAAUCUACAGUGUUUUCACUCUUGUGUUCUUGAGUUUGUGAUCUGUGUGACUGAGUGCUACAAACUGAUUUCUUAACUUAUACUAUUUCUUAACAUAUAUCCCCCUUGCCUCGUAUCAACUAGUUAGUACAAGUGGCAGGCAGCCCAAGUGGGCAGUGCUGAACAUGCAUGCAGUUGACGUGCAGCGUUCCUCGCUGUUACUUCCCCGUUAGCUGAGAUUUUUUUUUUAAAAAAAGCUUCCCCGUUAGCUGAACAUGCAUGCAAUUCAAGUUGCAAAUUAUGGGCCGUGUUUGGAUGGCCCAUGAAAAAAAAUUUAUGAAAAUUUUUCGAUGCUUUGACCACUAAUUAAAGGUAUUAAAUAAAAUCUAAUUACGAAACCACCUCCACAAUUAUGGUACUAUAGCAGUUACUGUAGAUAACGAGGUCUUCGAUCGUACACUUAGGGGAUGAUUACACACGGUUACUGUAGCAUCACUGUAGCCAACCAUGAUGGAACUUGACUUAUUAGAUUCGUCUCGAAAAGUUACACUCAUCCGUGAAAAAAAUUCACAAAUAAAUUUCGUUUAAUACUUCAUGCAUGCAUUCGUCUUUUUAUGAAAAAAAAUUAGUGUGUCUUCCAAACACGACCAUGAUUAAGUAGAUUCAUUAGAUUCGUCUUGCGAUUUACAACUCAUCUGUGUAAAAAAUUUUGUAAACAUAUUUUAUUUAAUAAUUUUAUAUAGUAAAAUUCUCUUUAAUGUGAUGGGUGUAAAAUUUUUGGGAAGAGAACUAAACACUCCUAGAUGACGUAAUGAUGGGAGUAUGAUGAUUCAACCUCGUCUUAAGUCUUAACGCCAUUGGUCUUGGUCUUCAUCGCAAGUCCUGGUGCCAGCAUUGUUUGGGCCUGGGGUGGUUGAUGGCGUGAUAGACGCGGGACCUCGUACCAUGAAGGACAGUACUAGCCGCUAGCGGGGACCUCGAUGUUGACUUGACGGACUUCAGGUAACGAGAACCUGCAAAUCUUUAUGUUUGAUACCCUGACUAAACAUUAGUCUGGUCACAUGAAAAAGAAUCUUACAUAAUUUUAAUAUUUAGAAAUAUUAAAUAAAAUCUAAUUAUAAAACUAAUUGUACAAAUGAGUGCUAAUUCGUGAGACAAAUCUAAAGAGGGUAAUUAAUUCAUAAUUAGCGGAUAGUUACUUUAGCAUCACUGUAGCAAAUUAUGAAUCAAGUACUCCAAUUAGAUUCGUCUCGCAAAUUAGCACCUAUCUAUGCAAAAAGUUUUGUAACCAUAUUUUAUUUAAUAAUAUUUCUAAAUGACAAAAUUCUGUUUGAUGUGACAUAGACUAAAAUUUAGUACCACUAGUGUUCUCUUUAUACGGCUGUUUAGCCUGUUUACGUACACUAUGUAAAUGCUAUAACGUGACUAGCCGUGCCCAUUUAAUCACUUAUCUAGCCUAUUUAAUGAUCGUUUAACCAGAUAAAAUAGCUGUUUAGACUCGAAAAAGAACUAAACGAUAGCCAACCAACUGUUUAGCCUUCAAUGUUUAUGAUAGCACUUUGUUGCCGUAUCUUCCCCGCCCGGCUGUCUGUGUGUCAGCUGGACAUGCAUGCAGUCCUUGGUUCCACCGAUGGAGUUCAUAUCCUGUGCCACUGCCACCUUUUUCUAUAUAUACAUAAGAGACUCCUUUUAUCUUCUCCCAGCAGCAGAGCAGCAUAUGCGCACCAUCAGCAGCCAAUCACAGAUACUCCUCUGUUCCAUCUCCAGUCGAUUCCCUUCUCCAUGCCUCUGAUGGCUCUCCUCUACAUACUACUCGGUGGCCUUCUCUUGUCUUCCAUGCACACUCCUUCAUGUUCUGCCGCACCGGCAAAUGGCGAUACUCUCGUGGCAGGUCAGUCGCUUGCUGCCGGUGACAAGCUUGUAUCAAAAAAUGACAAGUUCGCGCUUGGCUUCUUCCAGUUCCAGCCACCACCAACUGCCAUCAUCAGUAAGUCCACUGACACCGCCGCCACCACUACCACCUCCUCCUCUUCCCUUGGCUGGUACCUUGGCAUCUGGUUCAAUAAGAUCCCAGUUUUCACCCCUGUUUGGGUUGCUAAUAGGGAGAAGCCCAUUAGCUACCCUGAGCUCAAGCUGACACAACUCAAAAUCUCAAGAGAUGGCAAUCUUGCCAUCAUCCUCUCAAACAAUGCCACCACUGAGUCAAUAAUCUGGUCUACUACUCACUUUGUCAAUAGGUCAAUAGAAACCAACACUAAAGGUACUAGCGCCAUUCUCAUGAACACCGGAAACCUUGCCCUCGUAGCAGAAAGCCCAUCUAAUGGAGUGCCGUUGUGGCAGAGCUUUGACUAUCCAACAGAUGUCGGGAUUCCUGGCGCCAAAUUAGGCCGGAACAAGGUCACUGGUUUAAAAUGGCAGUUCAUCUCAAAGAAGAGCAUGAUAGAUCCCGGUCUUGGCUCAUACAAACUCGAGAUAAACAACAACGGGGUGAUGCUCCUCGAGCGCCGCAAACCCCCCUUUGUAUUGUAUUGGUCUUGGCCAUCUGGAAAGUUAGCGAAUACACUUAUACCAGUACUGAAUGGGUUGCUAGACUCAGAUCCACGGACCAAAGGUUUGUUGAAACCGGCAUAUUUCAACAAUGAUGAAGAGGAGUACUUCACGUACACCUCAUUGAAUGAAUCAUCAUCCUCAUUUGUCUCAUUAAACACCUCUGGUCAGGUUCAGCUGCAUGUUUGGUCACAAGCCAAACAAUUUUGGGAACUAAUAUAUUCCCAGCCUUCUGAUUUAUGCACUACAUAUGCUGUCUGUGGACCAUUCACGGUCUGCAAGGACAACUCAAGUCCAUCCUGUGAUUGUAUGGAGACCUUCUCUCGGAAGUCACCUAAGGAUUGGGAGCUUGGUGAUUGGACUGGAGGGUGUGUCCGAAAUACUCCCCUAGACUGCACAACUAGUAACAGAAACAUGACACACUCAACAGAUGUGUUCCAUAGCAUACCUUGUGUUACAUUGCCAUACGAUCCCCGAAGCAUAGAAGAUGCUAUCACCCCAAGCGAUUGCGCAAGAGCUUGUCUUAACGACUGCUCCUGCACAGCUUAUUCCUUUAAGAAUAAUAGAUGCUCUAUUUGGCUUGGGGAUUUGCUUAAUCUAAACCAGGAUGAUGGAAGUGCUAUUACUUCUGAAUAUGUUCUUUACAUUCGCCUUGCUACAAGUGAUUUGCAAAGUCUUACAAAAAACAGCAAAAGAAUACCAAGAGUUGUUAUUGCUGCAAGCAUUGCUAGUUUUGGGUUACUUAUGGUCGUGUCGCUAGUGAUUUGGAGUAAGAAAUUCAAGUGGUGUGGUGCACCAUUACAUGGAAUUCAAGGUUGCCGUGGUGGAAUUAUAGCCUUUAGAUACACUGAUUUAGGUCAUGCUACUAAACGUUUCUCUGAAAGGCUUGGAGGUGGUGGUUUCGGUUCUGUAUUCAAGGGAGUCUUAGGUGACAAGACUAUUAUAGCUGUGAAAAGGCUUGAUGGUGCCCGUCAGGGAGAGAAGCAAUUCAGGGCCGAGGUGAGCUCAAUUGGAUUGAUCCAACAUAUCAACCUAGUGAAAUUGAUUGGUUUCUGCUGCGAAGGUGAUAAGAGGCUACUUGUGUAUGAACACAUGCCAAAUGGAUCUCUAGAUGCCCAUCUAUUUCAGAGCAGUGCUACUAUCCUAAAUUGGAGCAUCAGGUAUCAAAUUGCUACAGGAGUUGCUAGAGGAUUGUCCUACUUGCAUGAGAGUUGCCAUGAAUGCAUCAUACACUGUGACGUUAAGCCAGAAAACAUACUUCUAGAUUCAUCGUUUGUUCCUAAGAUCGCAGACUUUGGGAUGGCGGCUAUUGUAGGACGGGAUUUCAGCCGAGUUCUGACUACAUUCAGAGGCACUGCAGGGUAUCUUGCCCCGGAAUGGCUUAGCGGAGUAGCUAUUACACCAAAAGUCGACGUAUAUAGCUUCGGCAUGGUACUGAUGGAAAUCAUAUCAGGAAGGAGGAAUUCACCUGAAGUUUACACCAGCAAUAGUUAUCACGCUGCUUAUUUCCCUGUGCAAGCCAUCAGCAAGCUUCAUGCGGGAGAUGUGCAGAGUUUGGUGGAUCCGCUGUUACGUGGUUGCUUUGAUUUGGAAGAGGCUUAAAGGGUUUGCAAAGUUGCAUGUUGGUGCAUCCAAGAUAAUGAGUUUGAUCGGCCAACAAUUGGUGAAGUGGUCCGUGUUCUUGAGGGUCUACAGGAGCUUGAUAUGCCCCCAGUGCCAAGACUUCUUGCAGCUAUAACUGAGCACUCUAAUGAAGCUUUAGUAUGAGAAUUCACAGGCACUUCGUUGUUGGUGUUAGUAAAACUUUGUUUCAACAAAUUUGAAAGUUAAGGCAAGGUUGUAAAGUUGUGUAUGCUGUAUAGUUUGUGGUCUACCUACUACUGUCUUAUUUAUGCUUCUUACCGAUUGUUGUGGUAAGCAAGCAAAUAUUUGUACUAGCAAAAUAUGGGCAGUGUGUUUUGUUGAGAUGGGAUAGCGGACAUGUACUCUUAAGUUGAAGAUGGAAAUUUGAAAUUUGCUACUAUU
Panicum virgatum (switchgrass) is the source of this 5265-nucleotide messenger RNA. RefSeq names its product G-type lectin S-receptor-like serine/threonine-protein kinase At2g19130. Bases 2236 to 4842 code for a protein of 868 amino acids. The transcript has a single exon. The record is from RefSeq and is a predicted model, not a curated record. Gene Ontology annotation, molecular function: protein serine/threonine kinase activity; ATP binding. Gene Ontology annotation, biological process: recognition of pollen; protein phosphorylation. NCBI's taxonomy places the organism in Eukaryota, Viridiplantae, Streptophyta, Magnoliopsida, Poales, Poaceae.